Molecule: messenger RNA, 3791 nt
Organism: Fopius arisanus
Lineage: Eukaryota; Metazoa; Arthropoda; Insecta; Hymenoptera; Braconidae
Product: growth arrest-specific protein 2
Exons: 8
Coding region: 357-1676 (439 amino acids)
Biological process (GO): actin crosslink formation
Cellular component (GO): actin filament
Molecular function (GO): cytoskeletal adaptor activity; actin filament binding; microtubule binding
Source: RefSeq, a predicted model, not a curated record
AAACUGGAAAGAGUGCACAGAGGUUUUUCAGUCGUGAGUUUGGCGCGACACGGCGCAGUCCACGCGUCGAUUGUCGAGUUAUAAAGCAAUCGCGUGGCCCCCUCGUUACUUCUCAUCCGUUUUGCUUUCAAAAGAGAGAACCCUAGGAGAGGGAUUAAAAUACGGAGAGCUUCUCAACUCGAGCAGUUGCCACUAGUUGACCAAUACGUACGGAGGUGCUCCCUUUUUCGAGGGUUGUGAUGAAUUGUUUUGUCAGCUUUUGUGGAUUUUAAGGGUGACAUCCAGGAGAAUGGAAUGGAGGGAUAAGGUGAAUAGUGAUAAUUUAAAAACCUAAUCCAGAAGAAUCAGAGGGAAAAAUGAAGCUGUCCUACACAUCAAAUCGCUUUCCUCCGACGCAGCACACACGUUAUCGAAGCAGCUGGGGCCCAUCCUCAGUAUCAGCAUUUUCACGUGCUGAUAUACCGCGGCCCUCACCUGAGGAAGAAGAAUUUCAGUUCUAUCAUGAACGCCUCCAUUCCGCCCAAAGCCGUCAGCUCAUUCCGCUCCAGGAGGAUUUGGCCGAUUGGAUCAACAAGACGAUAAAUGUAGAUCACAUAAAUGGUGAGAAUUUCUUCGAUGUCUUGGAUAAUGGCGUAAUAGUCUGUCGUCUGGCUCGUGUCAUCCAGGAAAAAGCACGAGGUGCUAUCGAUGCAGGUCGUGCCAAGGGGCCGGUCCCCGUAAUACGUGGAAGAUGCUGGGAGAAUGCGGCCAGACGCAGCUUCUUCUCCAGAGAUAAUAUGGAGAAUUUUAUACAAUUCUGCAGACGCCUUGGGGUACACGAAAAUUUGCUGUUCGAGAGCGACGAUCUUGUGCUCCAUGGACAGCCACGUAAUGUGGUGCUGUGUCUACUGGAAGUCGCCCGAUUAGCCUCAAAGUAUUCCUUGGAACCACCUGGACUCGUUCAGCUUGAACGGGAAAUCGCAGCUGAACAGGAAAGGGAUCUACACUGCAUGUCUGACAGUGGUAUAUCUCACAGCAGUCUUGUAUCAUGGCAAUUUCAACCUCCCUCGCCCACGCCAUCCCCAAGACCUUCAAAAGAGAUUAUGAAGCAUAGCAGUUCGGCAUCAGAAGUAACUGCAUCAAGAUGGCUCGACGCUUCUCCGACCACGCCUAUCGAGACAGAUAUGCGUAGAUCUGUAAGUGACAAUGGACCCACAGGAAGCGAUGGUGUACCCAGUGACACGACAGAGGAUGACUGGUCACGUGGAAGUGCUGAGGAUCCCGAUGAGGUAUCACCUGUAAGUUCACCAUCACCCGCCGAACCCCCAGAGCACGUUGGACCAGUUACCGAACUCGAUCGAAAGGUGCGACGUGUAGCCGAACAAGUUCAGAGACUUUGCCAAUGUUCGCAUGAGAAAUGCUCGAGAUUGAAAGUGCGAAAAGUUGGAGAAGGACGCUAUCACAUUGCAGGUCGCAAUGUCUUUAUUAGGCUGCUGAAGGGACGACACAUGAUGGUGAGAGUUGGUGGUGGCUGGGACACCCUGGAGCACUUCUUGUCGAGGCACGAUCCAUGUCAGGUGAGGGUCCUCAGUCGUGAGAGUACACCACCACCACAAAAUGGCAUCAAACACCCAAGCUUCCUGCACAUACGCGCCAAGUACAGGAGUCCACCAUCCGAGCCAGUAUCUGGCCGUUGAACUAAUCACUCAAGUCAUCCCAUCCACGUAAUAAUCAAUGCACAGUGCCUCAGGGUGGGAAAUUAACGUUAAUAAACAGCAAUAAUAAUCAAGGUUCAAAUUCACAGCGUUCACUAAAACUUAUAUUUCCAGUUUAGAAACACGUAUUUGUGAACGAUCUAUCUCAUUGGUAUUAAUGUUACACUAGACUGUAAACUAUUUUUUCAUAGCUACAGGUUGAUCAUGGUCCAUUCAGCACUAUAUCUCUGUUGAAUGCGAGAAUUUAGAAUACAACGUCUAACGUUUUUACGAGACAGAUAUUUUGGAAAAAAUUCAUUACUUAUCAAUGCUCACGUGUCUUAUAUGACGUUUAAGAUUCAAUCAAGUAUUCUUAGCAUUCUUCACGGAAUUACCGAAUUUAAUGCACUUUAUUGAAGGUAUUUAUGCGAGGGUCAAGGAGUUUUAUCAUUAAGUAUGAUAAUUAUCAAAAUUUUGUUCUGACGUUGAGAAAUUCAUGAAGAAUAAUAGGAUUUGGAGUGAUAGAAUAUGACCCGUAAAAUUCAAUUGACUGAUUUGUAAAUUUCUUUCAGGUGAUUAUUCUUGACAAGAUGUCUCUGAAAUAAGUGAUAAAUAAUUUGUCAACGCAUGUUAUCAUUUCUCUAUUAUUCUGACAGAAAAUUGUUUGUAAUUUUGGAAAUUGACAUUAAAUGUUCGACUUGGCCCUCGUUAUAGCAUAGAAAGACAAUUGGGUUUGUCUAAAGCAGUUGAAAACGAUAGCAGCCACAAGGUCAUGGUAAUUAAUAAUUGCACUUUAGAAUCAUCACUCUGUUACCAUAUAUUUAAGCGAUAUGGUAUGAAGAGGGGAUGGUUAUUGUCAAUUUCUCUGUAAACUCAAUCACGAUAAAAUCUUUUGCACUUAUCAGCACGCAAGUAAAGUUUAGUGGAGUUAAUCACACUAUUGCCUCAAACCACAAAACAAAUAUUGGCUCAGUAUUGGAAUACUUAAUAAUACCUUUUGUAUUUUUAUAUACACGAUUAGAAUAGUGAAUUGUAAUUCGAUGGAAAUCAGGAGUUUGGGAAAAUUUAGUGGAAAUAGUUGUAUAAUCAUUGAAUUUUUCAGAAAUGCAAGGGAACGUUUUGUAAGGGCAUACCAAAGCAAAGGAGUACGAAACGAGUUGUGUCAGCACGUUGAGGCUUAUUUACCAUUUAAUAUUACAAUUUUCUCCGAAAAAUUGAAUUAUCUGGUGAAUUGACGGAAUUUAUCACGUCAAAUACGAUUUUUUGACGGUGAUUAUUUCGGAUAAUGAUUUUCUCAGCAGAAUUCUCGAUUAAAAUUUCCUCUGGAUUUUUUUCCAGAGCCAUUUAUUGUUCGAAUGAUUGACAAAAAUUUCUUGUUUAAUUUCUCCAUCUUUUUCUAUUUUUAAUUAUUACAUGCGUCAUUGGCUGCAUCUGAAAUCAUUGUGGAACUGUAGUAGAAACCGAUCCAAUUGAUAAUUUUAUUAUUUUUUUUCCAUCGAUUCCAGGACAUUUUUAUGAGAAAUCCAUCGUAAAUUCAGUAAUGAAGAAAAGUUUCACAAUCAAAUUUUGUAACUGAAAAUAAUUUAAUACAGUAAGCCUUUAGUGUUUGCUUUGAGAAUUCCUCAGUCAGACUUCGCACCUUCACUACUGAAUCUAAUAUAAUUCUAUUCUUUUUUUUUUUUUUUUUUUAGUAAAGACUGUUUUUUUUUCGUCCUGAGAAUCGGAAGUUUCGCCAUAACAUAAUCUAAGUACGUUAAUUUGUACCAUUUGAGUUGAUAGAAAUGAAAAUUUUCUAAGUGAGAGGUACCUGUUUGUCUGGAACAUGGGGAUAAUCGGUUGUACCGAGAUGAAGAAAUUUUUUUUUUGUAUUAAUUAUAACGCUCCGUAGAUUAUAAUAAUUCUAGGGGAACUUGUUGGCAGUAUUUGAGUUAGUCACAAUAGAAGAUGAGAAAAAUGCGUUUUUUUGUGAUUAAAACAUAAUGGCAUUGCAAGUUUCGUAACUUGUAAAUAACGGAAUUAGUUUUUCUUUCACUGAAUAUUUACGAUUUAACUUAACAGUUGGAUUAAGUUUAACUUUAAUUGUUAUCUUUUGUUGAGUAAUAAAAUGUUUAAUUGCAA